Messenger RNA from Macrosiphum euphorbiae (potato aphid), 2676 nucleotides. Lineage: Eukaryota; Metazoa; Arthropoda; Insecta; Hemiptera; Aphididae. The record is from the annotation of a GenBank genome assembly.
AUGAGCUGUAAUCAGUUACGUGCUCGACAACAAAACACGUUGAUUAGACGAAUUGGCAUUGCCACGGUCAAUCGGAACUGCCUGUCCCAGUCCCAACAUACUGCAUUGCUGUCAACGCCCAAAGGGUGGACGCCGCACGGUUUGAGUUUCAUAAUAAAAAAAUGUCGGAAAACAGGUGGGCUGGCUGCGAAUGGCCGUCAUCGUGAGACCGGAAAGCACACAUUCUUUGACGUAAACACGACGAUUUGGCCUCAUUUCGUAAAACAAUUUCUACAAAGUGCAGAAUACAAUUUAGCUCCAGCCACAAGGAUAAUAUUAACAAAAAUUUUACCCUCGAGAGUGAACUUUUCUGACCCGAAAUGGUCCAGCUACAGAAACACUCAAACGGAGUUAUGUCAUUUUUUGAGCAAUUUGAAUCCAGACUGUGAUUCAAUUAAUUGGAAGGGAGAUUUUUUCAGAACUUUAACAUCUUUGAUAUUUAAUUAUAUGGUCCAAGUACUUUGUAGUGGUCGGAUAUCAAAGAAACAAAAAAUGGCACAUGUGAUUCUAAAGAAGAUUAAUAAUGUAACCAACGAAUACGUGUUACUUAACUCACCAGACAAUUUUCUACAAGGGGUUCAAAUAUUUGUAGCCAAUAUGCUAUCUCCAUGGCUAGAGAAACCCAUAAAUUAUAUCUGCAGUAAAGCCACUAGUAAUAAAGAUUCAAUGAACAAUAACACGGAUAACGAAAUUGAAAAUCAAAAAAUUGGUAUUGAAACAAAAGAUUCAAAAACCAAUGAAUUAAGUAAAAAUAAAACAAAUAGACUUAAAUUAAAAACCGCAAAAAAAUCAAAAAUUAACCCAAAAUCAAAAAUAGGUAAAUUUACAAAAACCAUCAAUAAACGCAGAUUGUCUUCGCAAAACUCAUACAAAGCUACAAAAAUAAUAAAAACGAACAGAAAACCGAAAAAAGGUUUAAAACUUUUCCCAGUGAUUACUGCGGUAGAUGACUCAGAGAAAAUAAUUGAAAACCAUGAAAUAUUAUCGAAUUCCGUCCUUGUAAGGCAUCCAGCUAGUAAAAAUAUUAUUAAGAAGAAAAUAAAAAAUAAUAAAAAGUCAAAUCACUUUAAGAAUGAAAAUAACCAGAAAUCCAAAAAAAGCAAAAGUUCAAAAACCUUCGUUAAAGGCAGCCUGUCUUCGCAAAGCUCCAAAAAAGUUACAAAAACAAUAAAAACAAACGGAAAAUCAAAAAAAGGUAUGAGAUUUACCCCAGUGAUUGCUGCUGUAGAUGACUCAGAAAAAAUAAUUGAAAACCAUGACGUAUUAUCGAAUUCCGUCCUUGUAAGGCAUCCAGGCAGUAAAAGUACAAUUAAGAAGAAAAUAAAAAAUAACAAGAAGUCGAAUGACAUUAACAGUGAAAAUAACCAGAAAUCCAAAAAAAGUAAAAUUUCAAAAACCAUUGUUAAAGGCAGCUUGUCCUUGCAAAACCCCAAUAAAGCUACAAAAAAAAAAAUUAACGGAAAAUCGAAAAAAGGUUUGAGAUCGGUGACAGUAAUUGCUGCAGAUGAAUCAGAGAAAAUUAGUAGAAACAAUCAAAUGUUAUCAAAUUCUGUCCUCGUAAAGCAUUCAGUUAGUAAAAAAGUAAGCAAGACGAAAAUAAUAAGUGAAAAGAACUCAAACAUUCUUGAGGAUGUUAGCAACACUAAUGGUGAGUACACAAAUGUGGAAAAUGGUAAAAAUGAAUUGAUGACAGGUAAUGAACAGUUAACAAAAUCAACAAAACAAUUACAAAAUUACGAUACAUUUGAAGCAGACAGCAAUGGCGUUAAGAAAAACAAAUUCAUUAACGACGAUGUAGAAUCACUCAGACAAGCUACAGACGCAGAGAAUACUCACGCUAUGAUCGACACGACUCACGAUGAAAGAAAUGACGAUGGUCAAAGAAUUGAAACAGUGAAAAUUCGUUUGAAAUCACAUUAUGAUGGUGAUGGUAAAUUGUUAUUAUCAAAACACGGAGAUAAGCCGACAACUACGAUACCAAACAGAAUAUCGGAUAGCCAUUAUUAUAAUGCAAACGAAGAUGACGGAAUACUGAAUGUGACGGAUUAUAGUAGACAUUCAGUAACGAAGGCCAAUGAUUUGUCGGGAGAAAAUGAUAUUAACAUAUUGAGAAGCGAAGAAUUAAUAAAAUAUAAUGACAAAACUUCGAUUGACGUUGAUGAUGAUGGUUAUAGUGACGUCAAUACAGACCAUGAUAAUGGUUUUGACGAUGAUGACGGGCAUCGUAUUAUAAUUAUGAACGAAGAUGGGGAAGAAUUCGAAUCUCGCAUUCUGGACGAUCUUGCAAACGUAGUUUUGAAUAGUUCGCCGGCAGGUUGGAAUAAUAAACACGAUGAUGGUAUCACAGCUACGGAAUCAAGAGGAGACGAAUCUAAAAGAAAUUGUUUUCAAAUAUGUUCAGAUGGUUUUGCACAGAGAUUACUAGCGGAUACUUUUAGAAAUAAAGCAUUGACACGUCGGGAAGUUUUUGAUCAAAGUACAGGAGUUGCCUAUAAUAUUUGUAAAAAAGAUGGCAGCAAUUACAGUGUUCGCAAGACAAUACUGCCACAAAUCAAAAAUAAAGAUCUUCAAUGUACCAUGUGUCCAUUAGAUAAAUCCAAAUUAGUAGUUAAUACAUUAAUUGAACUGAAGGAUUAA